Molecule: messenger RNA, 2046 nt
Organism: Rhodamnia argentea
Lineage: Eukaryota; Viridiplantae; Streptophyta; Magnoliopsida; Myrtales; Myrtaceae
Product: TMV resistance protein N-like
Exons: 5
Coding region: 1-2046 (681 amino acids)
Biological process (GO): signal transduction; defense response
Source: RefSeq, a predicted model, not a curated record
AUGGCUUCCUCUUCUUCUUCUUCUUCUUCCAAGCGUAGGAGGAGUUACGAUGUCUUCCUGAGUUUCAGGGGCACGGACAUCCGCAAUAACUUCCUCGGUCAUCUCUACACAGCUCUAGACCAGAGAGGAAUAAACACUUACAUGGACGGUGAAGAACUGAGGACGGGGGAGCAAAUAUCACCGGCACUUAUGGAGGCGAUCGAGGAAUCCCGAAUCGCCAUGGCCAUUUUCUCGGAGAACUAUGCCUCAUCGAAAUGGUGUUUGGGUGAGCUGGCAAAAAUCAUGGAGUGCAAGGAGCAAAGAGAUCUAAUGGUUUUUCCGGUGUUUUACAAGGUGGAACCAUGCGAAGUGAGAACGCCGGGAAAGAGUUACUUAGAAGCUAUGGCUAAGCAUGAGGACAAGUUUGGGAAGGAUUCAGAGGAAGUGAAGGGAUGGAAGAAAGCUCUUUCUGGGGCCGGUAGCUUAUCUGGGCUGCAUUUUACUGAUGGAAAGCAUGCAUUUCCAAGAAAACGAAAAAUAGAAAUAAGGAGCAAUCUUGUUGAUGGCGUUUUACAUUAUGCUGGAGGCCUUCCCUUGGCUCUUAAGGUGCUGGGAUCUUUCUUGUGUGGUAGAGAAGAAGAUGAAUGGGAAAGUACCCUGGAGAAACUUGCCAAAAGUCCCGACAAGGAUAUCAAUGAUGUGCUAAAGGUGGGUUAUGAGGGAUUGGAGGACUAUGCAAAGGAAAUUUUUCUUGAUAUCGCAUGUUUCUUUAAGGGGCGGAGUACAUCGGACAUUAAGAAAGUUCUUGAUAGUUGUGGUUUCCACACGACUAUUGGGCUAAAAGUUCUCAUUGAGCGCUCCUGGAUUAGUGAAGAUAAUGGGACCUUCCAAAUGCACGACUUAAUACAACUAAUGGGUAGGGAUAUUGUUGAGGAAGAAUGCCGUGAUGAUCCCGGCAAAAGGAGUAGGUUAUGGCUUUAUGAUGACGUUCUUGAUGUUCUAUCUAGAGAUUUGGGAGCACCCGCAAUGAAAGCCAUUGUUUUGGAGCUACCAGAGCGAGAAGAGAUGUAUAUUGGUACUAAUGCUUUCACUAACAUGAGAAAAUUGAGGUUGCUCAUACUGCGUAAUGUCCAUAAUCCUUUCCAAGGUCCCAUCCAUUUCCCUAAUGAGUUAAGGUGGUUUGAAUGGCCUAAGCGUGCCUCGAUUCCAGAAUUUGGCGAUGGUCAAAAGAAGUUAGUUGCACUUGAUCUGCGAAAUACCAACAUUGAAGUAGUGCUGAAACAAUUUCAGGACUAUAAGAAAUUGAAGUUCAUUAACUUCAGUAGAUGCGAGUCCGUCUUUUCUAUGCCGGACCUCUAUUGUACGCCAUAUCUUGAGGAAUUGAAUCUUCGUGGGUGCAAAAACUUGGAGCAUUUACCCGAUGUGCUCCGGUGCAAGAAUCUUCAAUUUCUCGGUCUUAGUGGUUGUUCAAAAUUGCGAAGAUUCCCUGAUAUUCCAGAUGAAAUCAAAGGCUUGCGAGAGCUUGAUUUAGUAGGGACUGCAAUUGAGGAACUUCCUGCAUCCAUUGAAAAUUUUGUCUCCUUGGAAGGUUUGGUUGUAAGUAACUGCAAGAACUUGGAAAUCCUUCCUUCUAGCAUUUACAGGUUGGGAAAUCUUAGGGCCUUAUUGCUUGAUGGCUGCUCAAAACUAAUCCACUUUCCGAAGGCGGAGGAGGAUUGGAGUAAUCCCCAUAAGCAAAUAGGAUUUCCAGGCUUAGAGGUUUUAUCCCUUAGGGGAUGCAAUCUAUCAGAAGUAGAGUUCCUCCACCAGAAUCAUUCGUGUUUUCCCUCAUUAGUACAAUUGUCAUUGUCGGCUAAUGUUCCUACAUUCAAGAUGAACGAAUUGGAUGUUUCGGAUUGCCAAGGACUACAAGAGAUCCUCAAAUUUCCAGAGCAAUCUUGUUAUCGAGAUGUGCAUUGCAAAUAUCUGAGGAAAACUCCCUCCGACAAUUGUGAAUGGGUCCAUAAUGGAAUGACCAUCACCGAUUUGUUCAAGCUUAAGGCAGAAGAUCGUAGAUCGGUGGGCUAA